Molecule: messenger RNA, 2091 nt
Organism: Patiria miniata (bat star)
Lineage: Eukaryota; Metazoa; Echinodermata; Asteroidea; Valvatida; Asterinidae
Product: translation initiation factor IF-2-like
Exons: 1
Coding region: 102-977 (291 amino acids)
Source: RefSeq, a predicted model, not a curated record
AUAAUGAUUCAUUGACGCGGUUUGAAUCCACCCUAAAUCCACAGGCCGAGUUGGUAUAAGCCGUGUGGUCAAGCUUCUUUGCACUCAGUUUUACAACCAUCAUGGCUGGCAAUAUGUCUAACUCAAGUCAGUCUCAAUUUCUGGUACUUUUCUCUUGGGUGCUGAUAGCUUUUCUUGGAAACGUAACUGCCCAGGAAGGUGAGAUGGUUGGUUCCCCGUGCGAGGAGACAGUCGGAGGGCCACUAAACCUGACCCCCGAGGAUGCUGGAACGGUUGCUUUGAUUGCAUUAAUUGUACUAGGUGUUGUAGGAUUAAUACUCAUUGUGACGAUUGCUGCAAUGUGUGGAUACAGAGUCCAGGCCAACACACUCCAACGAAAACUUAGAGAUGUUGAAAUGGCGUCAAACUUGAAAAAGAACGGAGGACCGACAACCGUAGUCUACUCAGAGAUUGAUGACAUGGAUUUACCUCCUCCUCCACCCGAAACGACCCUCCCUCCUGAUGUGAAUGAGAACAAGACGGCGGCUGAUGAGGAUGACACCAAGCCGCCUGUAUGUCAGACUCCGCCCUCCGAGGUUCUCACAACUGCAGAUGUAUCAUCUGAGGCUGGGCUUGAUAACGAGGGUUACACGGAUGAGGCAAUUGAUGAGGCGUUAAAUGACAUGGAUGCAGCUGUAGACGAGUCGGAAACAUCACCAGAGAAAGCUGACGAGCCGGACAAUGAUGAUGCGGUAGAGCCACCUGCUGAGGCACCAGAGUCACCUGCUGAGGCUCCAGCUGAGGCUGAGGAGCCACCUGCUGAGUUACCAGAGGCACCUGCUGAUGAGGCUCCAGAGGCACCUGCUGAUGAGGCUCCAGAGGCACCUGCUGAGGCUCCAGCUGAGGCACCAGAGUCACCUGCUGAGGCUCCAGAGCCACCUGCUGAUGAGGCUCCAGAAGCACCUGCUGAGGCUCAAGAGCCAUCCGUUGAUAAUUGAGGCUCCACAAGGAGAGAACUGACGUGACAAAAUUUACUAUUUUAGUUCAUUGUGGUGAACAACCGUCCGAAACUUAUCUGUAUAUCUUGAUACUUAACUUGAUAUCUGUACCUCAGAAUGGUCGGGUAAACUGUAACCGCUCCAUCAGAUACUUUCGCGGGACUUAAAAAGGAUUUUUUAAACCGUUACUGUUGUUGUAUUGUCUGUGUUUUGAGAUUCCUCGUUCAUUUUCCCUCAUGUUUGACAGAAUUGUUUUUAAAUAAUUUAAAAUGUUAUUUUUAAAGUGCCACAUAAUUAUGUCCAUUGGUUGUUUUUUUUAAAUUUUAUCUCUGCUUUCAACCCAAAGGGCAGAAUAUAUAAAUGUACAUGUAGAUUGUGUUUCGAACCAUUCACCUCAUUAUUUUAAAUCGCAUUUGAUUUGUUUUUCACCGUGACUCUAAAUGGGUAAAUUACAUACAGUAUCAUGACGACACUUUGUGCACGUAUGACCUCAAUGGUGAUCAAUCAUUGCAGGUGUAGGCACAUGUACAUGUGUUGAAAAACACGAAUUCGGAUAUAGGUAGACGAUUGAUUAUAAACUAUGUUUGCGAGUGACGAUGAGCGUGCCGAUAUUUACAGUGUCCUCAGUGAAGUAUAUGUACAUGUAUCGGUUAUUCAUCCUGUUUUGGUGGGAUGAUAUAAAAUACAUUGUGAGUAUACAUGGACAUGUGCAACCCAUGUAGAUGUACUUUGUCGUGCUUCAGAAACGUCUUUGUUGCAAAAGACAAGGAUAAACACCAGUAAUUAGUUUCUUGAGAUGGUAUAGAGAGAGGCAAGGAUGUUAGGGACAAACAGACGUAAAUGCAAAUUUCUCAAGAUAUUUGGUACAUUGUUUACAUCUCUCGUCAUUCGUGGCUUAAUUUAAAACGAAUCUUUUGAAUUUGAUUUGGGAGAGGUCCUGCGUGGAAAUGGGAUCAGAUAAAUUGAUCUUGUAUUUUAUUUAGUGCGGCAUUUGAAUAUAUCUAUUUCAUUGUAAACGUGCUUAAUUAUUCUUCAUUGUAACCAAUAGUAUCCUAGAGACUAAAUUUCAGAAGAUUCAACGACUCUUUCGUGUGACAUCUAUUUAUAGUGGCUA